This is a messenger RNA of Ruditapes philippinarum (Manila clam), 2252 nucleotides long. RefSeq lists its product as uncharacterized. The record is from RefSeq and is a predicted model, not a curated record. The transcript is spliced from 6 exons. The coding region runs from base 87 to 1883 and encodes 598 amino acids. NCBI's taxonomy places the organism in Eukaryota, Metazoa, Mollusca, Bivalvia, Venerida, Veneridae.
AGCGGAACGAAAUAGAUAACACUGUGUAAACACCAUAACACUGUAAUUGCAUAAAGGAUGACAAGGUUAUUGAAGUAGGACUCACAAUGUUUUUAAUGAUCUGGUUUGUUUAUCUAGGUUCCGUGAAUUCUUUUCCCGAUAACUCAUCAAUACUAUGCUUCCUUCAUGAAAACUUUAAAAGCAGUCCUUGUAAUGAUGAAUCUGAAUCAUUGUCAUGUUCCGAAGAUCAACAAAUUAGAAUAAAAGAGAUUCAGAUCUCCAAAAGAACAACUGGAAACACUGGAAUUUGUAAUGGCUGCAACCUACAAGCAAAUCAAGGUCACUGGGAUACAGUUGAUGGAAUUGUAUAUUUUGAAACGUUACUUUAUCAGGCUUGCUCAAGAAAGAGCCAAUGCAACUUCUCUCAAGAUGAUAUAGUACAAAGCAACGAGACUACUAAAUAUUUAUGGAGAGCCAACAUAAUGUAUGAGUGUGUAGAAAAAGAUUUGUUCAAAGAUUUAUGUUCACCAUGGAGACAAGAAACAGACUCCGUACAUAUUUCAUUGAAUACAACUGGUAACGCUACAAGAAAUUGUUCAUGUAGCAUUAUGGGGAACUCAGAAAAUGCCAGUAUAGAAGUUGUUGACUACAGGCCAUAUAUUAAUGAUAUUGAAUGUGCCGGACAUUCGGUUGAAAUCGAUUGUAUAGACUUGUUUGAAUGUACUGAGAAUGGCACAACCUUUUCUGUAUACAACAAAAAUAUUACAGUUGACAACAAUGUGACCGACAUAACAUUUCUAUUUGGUGAUUAUUUGCCUAAAAUGAUAUGGAUUCAUGUAAAAGGCAAUAAUUUGACAGUCAAGUGUAAUGAUUCGGAAUACAGGCCGGUGCACCUAUGUAGCAUGUCAACAGUGGAUACCACAUCGACAACGACGUUAUCAACCGUACCAGAAACAGAAACAGUUCCAAAGAUGACAACUACGGAAGAGUCAAAUACUACAACGACCUUUCCCCCAUUUAAUAACGAGGGUAGCACAGACAGAAGUAUUUUCAGCCUUCCCGUAAUAGCCGGAGGGUCAGCAGGGUUGUUGGCUUUGAUUGUUAUCAUUACUAUCAUUAUUUGCAUCCUUUGCAGAAGGAAGUCAAAUACCAAAGAUAAUGGCAAGGAGAACAUGUACGCAGUAUAUCACGCUGAAUCAAACACGGCGAAUAUAUCGACUAGAACAGAUAGUGCCACGAAGGAAGGUUAUAAAACCGAAAAUAACAUAGUACAUAUCACAAUGAAGGAUACAUUAAACUCAAACUAUGAAGAAGUAGGGAAGAAUAUAGAAGAAGCAGAUGCUGAUGGUGGUGGUGACGACACUGUUUAUGCAGAGCCAGCAGAUGUUGUUGAUAACAUUAAUGCAGAAACAGAUACAGGUAUGCAGAUGUCAAAUAAAGCUCAGAAUAAAACCGAGAGUGUUAAUUACACGGAACCGUACGAUAAAGCUCUUGUUAUUGAUAAUAAAAGCCAAAAUGACUAUGCCAAAGUCAUAAAAUGUGGACGGAAGAAAGAAGCGUACGACACGUGCACCGGAAUCGACAAAUAUUCACACAUCCAGAUUGGAAAGACUAAGCAGGUACCAAAAACUGAGGACAACUAUUCUCAUAUACAAAUAGCCGGGAAUAAAAAUGAAAGCUCGUGUUCAGGAAAUUAUUCCCAUACCAAAGUGAGACCAAGGGAUGAAUGUAAACCUCAGGAAUGUUCUGACAUGUACAGUCAUGUUGAAAUCAACACCACAAAACAACAAGACCUAGCUGAUACGGGAAAUAAAUCAGUAGAAGUGGAUAACAAUAGUACAAGCUUAGAAGAAGUGGAAGAAGAAGAAGAAUAUGACCAUUUGAACAAUUUUUCUCAUCACUGAAUUAUGUUAAUUAUAUUAUUAUUAAAGGGUUAAUAUGAAUGAAAAUUGUAUGGGUUUUAAUUCCCAUCAUCAUUGUAGUCGUCAAAGGGUGGUUUUGUAGCUUUAUUAGGGGAGAACGACCUCAGGUGCCACAUCGUGCUUUAUUUCAGGCACGAACGGACGCCUGAGUAGAGUAGAACCACUGACGUUUCGUAAAGCUAGAUGGACAGCUUCUUUACAUGAUGGAGUCCAAAGUUCCUGGUAGAAUUCGAACCCAUAGUGGGGAGGGUCAAUUUGUUUUAAGUCAGUAAAGUUUACCACUCGGCCAAACACAAACCCGUUAUUUUUAUUCGAUAGAAUCUGAAAUUAUUAGUUAUAGUUCGUAGUCCA